GAGACUGAUUAAUUUUUUAUCUUCUAUUAGCUUAUCUUGUUUUUUCUUUUUUUAACUUAGAGACAUAUUUAUCUUUUAUCUUUUAUCUUUUAUUGAUUAUAAAGGCAUAAUAAAUAUUUGUGAGAAUAUUGGUUUAAUUUAAAUUAAAAAAAAAUUAAUUAUUUUAAAUUAUUUAAUUUUAAUUUUUUUUAUGAGUAUUCUCUUCCCCCAAAUUCUUAUUAUCUGGGAAUAAAGGGUAGUGGGGAUGGUACAUUAAUCACCAAUUUCCACAUAUAGAAGUUACAAACUCAUAUUAUUGUCUCACUCUCACCCCUAAAAAGAAACUUUCAUUAGCAUAAUAACUCUUGGUUUAGGAUAGGUCGUACCUUAUCCACAGUAUCCCAAAACUCCAAACUUUUUGCCAAAGUUACAGUACAAUGAAAUUUAUGCUCUUUAUUCUUAACUGUCAUUUUGGAGCCAAACCACCUGCUCCUUGCCGGGAAACCAUCAAGCCUCCAUGGAUAAAUUGGCCACAUUUCACAACCUUAACCCACUUUUCUUACAAAACACACGUCUCUCUAAGCCACCCAGAAUGUAUUCACUCCAUUUUCUGUGUGUUAGAGUCAGAAGCACCACUUAUGAGACCCCUCUUUCUCUUUCCUCUCUUCCAUGUCCACUGCCCAAACUUCACUUUUUGGAUGAAGUAGCAAAGAUCAAAACUUUAAGUUCAGUGAAAGUAUUACAUGCCCAGAUGAUAAAAAAGGAAACUUUGGAUAAUACUGAUGAGGUAAAAAGCUUGAUCACCUCUUACUUGGAAUUCGGCGAUUUCAAGUCCGCAACCAUGGUAUUUAUCAUGGGUUGUCCACGAAAUUAUCUUAUGUGGAUGUCUUUCGUAGAAGAGCUUAGGAGUUUUGGGGGUAAUCCGGUUGAAAUUCUUCAAGUUUUUAGUGAGUUGCAAUGUGGAGGUGUUAUUUUUGAUAGUGAAGUUCUUACUAUGAUUUUGAAGCUUUGUGCAUGUUUGAAGGAUUCAUGGCUUGGUGUGGCAAUUCAUUGUUGUUUGAUCAAGAGAGGUUUUCAUAUGGAUGUGUAUUUGAAGUCUGAAUUAAUCAGUUUUUAUGGAACGUGUUGGGGCAUUGAAAAAGCCAAGCAAGUGUUUGGUGAAAUGUCUGAUAGAGAAGGAAUCUUAUGGAAUGAGAUGAUCUUGUUGAAUUUGAAGAACGAGAGAUGGUUAAAGGCUUUAGAACUAUUUAAGGGUAUGCAAUUUUCAUUAAUAAAAACUAAAAAUAGUACAAUUUUAAAAGUACUACGUGCUUGUGGAAAGAUUGGAGCUCUUUAUGAAGGAAAGCAGAUUCAUGGUUACGUUUUAAGGCGAGCAUUGGAAUCCAAUUUAUCAAUAUGUGAUUCGCUUAUUACCAUGUACUCCAGAAAUAACAGAAUUAAACAAGCGAGAACUGUCUUUGAUUCGAUGAAAGAUUAUAGUUUAUCUUCAUGGAACGCAAUCAUCUCCUCAUACGCUUUAUUUGGCUACUUUAGUGAUGCUUGGAAUCUUUUAAACGAAAUGAAAAGGUACAAUUUGAAGCCAGACAUUGUGACUUGGAAUUGUCUUUUGUCGGGUCACUCUCGCCAUGGCUCAUACGAAAUGGUUCUCACCAUCUUGCGGAGAAUGCAGAGUGUGGGCUUCAAGCCAAAUUCAAGCUCCAUAACUAGUGUCCUUCAAUCGGUUAUUGAAUUGGAUUCUUUGGAAUUUGGGAAAGAAAUCCAUGGAUUUGUGAUCAGAAAUGGACUUGACAAUGAUGUAUAUGUAGGAACUUCUUUGUUGGACAUGUAUAUUAAAAGUGAUUGCUUAAGUCAUGCUCAAGCUGUUUUUAAUGCUAUGAAGAAAAGAAAUAUAUUCUCUUGGAAUGCAUUGAUAUCAGGAUAUUCUUACAAGGGUUUUUUUGAAGAUGCUGAAAAACUAUUGAAUUUCAUGGUUGAGGAAGGAAUCAAACCCGACCUGGUAACAUGGAAUGGUCUUUGUUCAGGAUAUUCAUUAUGGGGCCUCAACAAGGAAGCUAGAGCUGUAAUAGACCGGAUCAAGAGUUCAGGAUUAACACCAAAUGUGGUUUCAUGGACUGCUCUGAUAUCAGGCUGUUCACAAAAUGGGAACCAUACGGAUGCUCUAAAAUAUUUUAUUGAAAUGCAAGCAGAAGGCAUAAAUCCUAAUUCAGCUACCAUAUCCAUCUUACUUCGAGUUUGCGCAGGCCUGUCUUUAUUACAUAAGGGUGAAGAGAUACACUGUCUCAGCAUACGAAUUGGUCUUAUAGAAGAUGUUUUUGUAGCCACAGCUCUUAUAGACAUGUACUCUAAGGCAGGUAAAUUGGGUAGUGCCCUUCGGGUUUUCAGGAAAAUUCAAAAGAAGACAUUAGCCUCCUGGAAUUGCAUGAUCAUGGGUUUUUCCAUCCACGGUUUUGGAAAAGAGGCCAUUUCUCUCUUUGAUGAAAUGUGUAAUGCGGGUGUCCAGCCUGAUGCUAUAACAUUUACAGCUCUCCUUUCUGGCUGCAAGAAUUCUGGUUUAGUUAAAGAAGGAUGGAAGCUUUUUGAUAGUAUGAGCCAAGAUUAUAACAUUGACCCAACAAUUGAGCAUUGUUGUUGCCUGGUAGAUCUUCUUGGGAGAGUCGGCUAUCUUGAUGAAGCUUGGAAUUUUAUGGAAACAAUGGCAUUAACACCGGAUGCUUCCAUGUGGGGCGCUCUUCUUGCAUCAUGCCGAACCCAUAGAAACUUAGAGUUUGCUGAGAUUGCAGCCAAAAAUCUUUUCAAGUUAGAGCCCUACAACUCUGCCAAUUAUGUCUUGAUGAUGAACUUGUAUGCAAUGUCAAAAAGAUGGGAAGAUGUGGAGCGUGUUAAAAGCUUGAUGAGUAAAAGAGGAGUGAAAAUCAGCCAGGUCUGGAGCUGGAUACAAAUUGAUCAGACCAUUCACAUGUUCUCUGCAGAAGGAAAACCCCACCCAGACACCGGGAAAGUAUACUUCGAGCUAUAUCAGUUGGUUUCAGAAAUGAAGAAAUUGGGUUAUGUCCCUGAUAUGAACUGCAUACAUCAGAAUCUAGAUAAGGAAAAAAAAGAGAAUAUGCUUCUGAGUCACACAGAGAAGUUGGCCAUAACUUAUGGACUGAUGAACACAAAAGAUGGAGUACCUAUAAGAGUUAUUAAGAAUACUCGAGUUUGUAGUGAUUGUCAUGAAGCAGCAAAAUACUUGUCUUUGAUCAGAAACCGUGAGAUUUUUCUUAGAGAUGGCCUUCGCUUCCACCAUAUAAAGGAAGGAAAGUGUACCUGCAAUGACUGCUGGUAGAAGUGUUCUGCUAUGCUAAUGACCAUCUUCCAAAGACUACAUUAUGAUGAACUAAAUUGUUGGCUCAAAACACGUUCACCUGAUCGAACACACUAAUAAGUUUAUAGCAGGUAUUAGUAUGCUAACGACAGAGAUGUCAAUACAAAUUGGAGGAGAAUCUGGUCCAGUCAACGAAUAUUACAUUUCUUCGUUUGACUUGUCAUGUGGAGAAAGGAAAUGAAAAUAUGCAUCUUGUGGAGGAUAUAGCUAGAACAAAUUAGAGCCACUAACAUUCGAGGACAAAUUUCAUACUCAAUUUCUUGAGAUGGAAAAGAGGGAAGGGGAUGCAUACCUCCAAUACUCCAUUAUUGGAGCCAUUUAACUAGUUUUGGACCUACAUCAAGUGUGUACCUGUUGUUUCAUUUUCAUCUUAUCCUUUUGAAUGCAUUUAAUGUAAAACUGUUCUUUCCCAUUGUAUAAAAAUUGGUCAUCCCAUACACGGAAUUUGCUGAGCCCAGCUGGACAAACGGUUUAUGAAAAUACAAUGUUAAAACUACAGUAAUUUGAGUUGCUCAUAGUGCUACAAUUAGCUUAUGUAUAUCGGGGCAAACAAUGGUGUUAUCACCACUAGAUAAGCCUAGUGGAAAAGAAGGAAACAUCACUAAAAUGAGUGUAACAGAAAAAAGCACAUUCAAGAAGUACAGGCACCUCCUAGAACCAUCACAAUCUCUCAACAAAAUUAGAAUUUUCAUAAUUCAGUGAUAAAACCCUUUAAAAAGGAAAGAUUCUUAAGAGAUCCAACAACCGGUGGAACAAAAUUAAGGCAAUUACAAUAAUUUAUUAAGAGUGUAGUAUAUACAAAACAAACAACACAUAACAGAGGUGGUUUUUCCAAGUGAAUUUCUCCGGCAACCUACAAAGAUGAAAACCCCAUUGUUCCUAGGUACCAUAUAGUUCCAACACUAUUUACAGAUCAAGAGUCAUAGCAAGGUUGGUAGCACCACGCACAAUAAGUCACAAGAAAUCCCUAUUUCCAUUUAUGGAAUCGCCUACUUGAACAAAAGCUCAUCCUUCAGACACUCAAAGAUGUAAAACCCAGCAGCACUUUUCACAGUGAGGAAGACGACGCCAGAGCAGAUGGGAAUGGAAAGAGAGUUGAAGGAUCUCCACAAGAGAAAUUCAAAAUCCAGCAGUAUAGCCAAAACUCCAAAAACUUGGAGGGAAGUCCUACCUAUCUGAGAUCAAAAAGCCUAACUGUAGUUCGUGAGCUCCUGUGCCCACCCCUGGAUCCACUAUUGGUUGAUAGGUUCGGUUCGAUCCUGAAUAGCCAUCCUCUCAGAGACAUCAGCUAAUGAUUUGAGGUUGCACCUGAUCAAGGCCUCAACAAAGAAACAUGUCUCGUCCUUGGUAUUUCC
Messenger RNA from Cannabis sativa, 4698 nucleotides. Its product is annotated as pentatricopeptide repeat-containing protein At4g01030, mitochondrial. NCBI's taxonomy places the organism in Eukaryota, Viridiplantae, Streptophyta, Magnoliopsida, Rosales, Cannabaceae. Bases 497 to 3304 code for a protein of 935 amino acids. The transcript has a single exon. The record is from RefSeq and is a predicted model, not a curated record. Gene Ontology annotation, molecular function: protein binding; RNA binding; zinc ion binding. Gene Ontology annotation, biological process: RNA modification.